AUGAUGUAAUAAGCUAAUUUAAAGUUAAAAUGUUAAGAAGAUGAUCAUAAAGAUGAGAUUGAUUUUAUUUGUUAUAAUGAGUUUUGUCCAGGAUUUCGAUUAAAUUGUUUUGAUUGUUUUAAAAAGGGAACCCAUCAUAACCAUUUUGAUGAUGUUAAAAAAAUGAAUACUUUAAUUCCAUUUCUAGAAGGUAAUAAUAAAGAGUGCGAUAAUUUGAUUGAUGAUCUUAACAAAUAUAUACAAAGUGUGAAUCAAUCAUUCUCUUAAUUAAUAAGAGGAAUCAGAAAUAAAUAUUCAUUAUUAAAAGAAAGAAUAGUGAAUUUGAAUUCUUAUUAAAUAAAUGAUUAUUUGAAUUCAACUGUCAAGUUAACUGAAUAUAAAUAAUCAAUUUCAAAAAUCAUUGAAGAAUAGGUUAAAAAAUUAACUCAUUCAUUUAAUAAUUUAUAUGAAUAAUUAUAGUUAACUUCAUUUAAUUAUUAUUAAAUUGAUGAGAAUGACAUUAAAUUAUCUGAAGAUCUUUACAAUUAAGGUAAUCUUAAUAUUAAUUUUAGGAUACAAAUUAUAUUUGGAUGAUAAAUAUAAAGAGGCAUUAGAAUUAUUGGACAAAUCAAUUUUAAUAAAUGGUAAUAAUUAGAAAUCAUUAUUCUACAAAGGUGAAAAUACUAUAUUAUUAAUAGGUGCAUGUUUAAAAUUUUUGAAUAAAUAUGAGGAUGCAAUUACUUGGUUAGACAAAGCAUUAGCUAUUGAUCCCAAACAUGUUGAUUCCUUAAGUGAUAAAGGUAGAUUUCAUCAUUUUUAUAUUAAUAGGUGCAUGUUUAAAAAUGUUGAAUAAAUAUGAGGAUGCAAUUACUUGGUUGGACAAAGCAUUAGCUAUUGAUCCCAAACAUGUUUUUUCCUUAAGUGAAAAAGGUAGAUUUCAUCAUUUUUAUAUUAAUAGGCUAAUGUUUAAAAAUGUUGGAUAAAUAUGAGGAUGCAAUUACUUGGUUAGACAAAGCAUUAGCUAUUGAUCCCAAACAUGUUUUUUCCUUAAGUGAUAAAGGUAGAUUUCAUCAUUUUUAUAUUAAUAGGUGCAUGUUUAAAAAUGUUGGAUAAAUAUGAGGAUGCAAUUACUUGGUUGGACAAAGCAUUAGCUAUUGAUCCCAAACAUGUUUUUUCCUUAAGUGAUAAAGGUAGAUUUCAUCAUUUUUAUAUUAAUAGGUGCAUGUUUAAAAAUGUUGGAUAAAUAUGAGGAUGCAAUUACUUGGUUGGACAAAGCAUUAGCUAUUGAUCCCAAACAUGUUUUUUCCUUAAGUGAUAAAGGUAGAUUUCAUCAUUUUUAUAUUAAUAGGUGCAUGUUUAAAAAUGUUGGAUAAAUAUGAGGAUGCAAUUACUUGGUUGGACAAAGCAUUAGCUAUUGAUCCCAAACAUGUUUUUUCCUUAAGUGAUAAAGGUAGAUUUCAUCAUUUUUAUAUUAAUAGGUGCAUGUUUAAAAAUGUUGGAUAAAUAUGAGGAUGCAAUUACUUGGUUGGACAAAGCAUUAGCUAUUGAUCCCAAACAUGUUUUUUCCUUAAGUGAUAAAGGUAGAUUUCAUCAUUUUUAUAUUAAUAGGUGCAUGUUUAAAAAUGUUGGAUAAAUAUGAGGAUGCAAUUACUUGGUUGGACAAAGCAUUAGCUAUUGAUCCCAAACAUGUUUUUUCCUUAAGUGAUAAAGGUAGAUUUCAUCAUUUUUAUAUUAAUAGGUGCAUGUUUAAAAAUGUUGGAUAAAUAUGAGGAUGCAAUUACUUGGUUGGACAAAGCAUUAGCUAUUGAUCCCAAACAUGUUUUUUCCUUAAGUGAUAAAGGUAGAUUUCAUCAUUUUUAUAUUAAUAGGUGCAUGUUUAAAAAUGUUGGAUAAAUAUGAGGAUGCAAUUACUUGGUUGGACAAAGCAUUAGCUAUUGAUCCCAAACAUGUUUUUUCCUUAAGUGAUAAAGGUAGAUUUCAUCAUUUUUAUAUUAAUAGGAGAAUGUUUAAGAUAAAUGAAGUAAUAUGAUAAGUCUGAAAAAGUUCUACAAUUUGCACUUUCUAUUAAUCCCAACCACACAUUUAGUCUUGAUAACCUUGGUAUUUGUUAAUUCCUAUCAAGGAAACUGUUUACAAGAUUAAGAAAAAUAUUAAGAAGCUCUGAUAUAUUAUGAAAGAAAAUUAAAAUUUAACCCAAAUGAUUAAUGGACUAAAAAUUAAAAGGGUAUUCUAAUUUGUUAAUCUAGAAUUUUGUCAACAGAAAUUGAAAUAAUGA
Messenger RNA from Paramecium octaurelia, 2254 nucleotides. Lineage: Eukaryota; Ciliophora; Oligohymenophorea; Peniculida; Parameciidae. The record is from the annotation of a GenBank genome assembly.